UCCGCGUAUUGUUAUUUAAACGGGUUUUUAUUGUUUUUGUAAUUCACAUUUAUAAUUUAGUAGUAUAAAAACAACUCUGUUUCAUGGUCUAUUCUGAAUUUGAUAGUUGAGAACAGCCAUUGCUGUAGAUGGCUCACAUCAUGAAAGAAGUCUUCUUCAACUCUCUCUGCUUUUGCUUCUUCUUCUGUUCCGUGUUUCAAUUCAAUCGGGUGUCCUCACAAACUGGAACAGAACGUGCUGCCGUCCCGCCGAGAGGUUGGAACUCCUAUAAUUCAUUUUCCUGGAUUAUUUCUGAAGAAGAAUACCAAAAAAAUGCAGAGGUUGUGGCCAAUCGGCUUAAGUCUAAGGGAUAUGAGUACGUGGUUGUGGAUUACCUGUGGUAUAGGAGAAAGGUUCCUGGUGCUUACGCUGAUUCUCUUGGAUUCGAUGUGAUUGAUGAAUGGGGGAGGAUGGUCCCGGACCCGAGUCGAUGGCCUUCCUCGCAAGGUGGAAAGGGAUUCACUGAAGUAGCUAAGAAAGUUCAUGAUAUGGGUUUGAGGUUUGGAAUUCGUGUCAUGAGAGGAAUAAGUACACAGGCAGUCAAUGCUAAUACGCCUAUAUUGGACAUUUCAAAGGGAAGUGCCUAUGUAGAAUCCGGGAGAAAGUGGUUUGCAAGUGAUAUAGGGGACAAGUCGAGGACUUGUGGAUGGAUGAAAAAUGGUUUCAUGAGUGUGAACAUGGAUUCAGGAGCUUCAAAAGCCUUUAGGUCCCUUUAUCAACAAUAUGCUGAUUGGGGUGUUGAUUUUGUGAAACAUGAUUGUGUCUUCGGCGAUGAUUUGGAUUUACCUCAAAUAAGCUUUGUAUCCGAUGUUCUUAAACAACUUGAGCGCCCAAUAUUGUUUUCUCUGUCCCCUGGAAAAACUGCGACGCCAGCCAUGGCCAAGGAUGUAAGUGGGCUGGUUAACAUGUAUAGAAUAUCAGGUGAGGUAUAUGCUGCUGUCUUCAAUCUCAACAACGAGAAGCCUCAGAGCUUGCGGAGGCACUUCCGGGCAAGGGCAGGGUCAACCUUCCUGUAAAUGCAGAGAGGAAUGGAGUGGAAAAGAGUUUUUGGAGUGAUGUCAGGGUCGACCGUAGCUGCACCACUUCAAACCCAUGCCUCUGCUCCGUUUACCAUCAGCUG
Molecule: messenger RNA, 1159 nt
Organism: Cucurbita maxima (winter squash)
Lineage: Eukaryota; Viridiplantae; Streptophyta; Magnoliopsida; Cucurbitales; Cucurbitaceae
Product: alpha-galactosidase mel1-like
Biological process (GO): carbohydrate metabolic process
Molecular function (GO): hydrolase activity, hydrolyzing O-glycosyl compounds
Source: RefSeq, a predicted model, not a curated record